AUGAAUCAUAGCAGGGAGAGGAGCUCUAGGUUGGGUCUAUUGGAGCCUGGAGUCACAGACUUCCCCUGCCUGAAUAUGGUGAUCUGUCACCAGUGUCCCGAUCAAGAUGACUCUUUAGAAGAAGUCACAUACACAUUCUAUUCCCCACUGACCCUUCAGAAGCUGGCAAUCAGAAGUCUACUGAGGGAUGAGACCUUUGCAAUUUCUGCUCUCAAGGACCUGCACAAUAGGUUGUUCCCAGAAGCUUUUGAGGAGGCCUUCACUGAUGGAUAUACAAAGAUCUUGAAAGCCAUGAUACCUGUGUGGCACUUCCCACACCUUUCUAUAGGAGUGCUGAUAAAGAACCGCAACCUGGAGAAUCUGAAGGCUGUGCUUGAGGGACUAGAUAUACUUCUUGCACAAAAUGUCCACAGCAGACUAGAAUCUUGUGAGUUGUGUGAACAGAUAACAGAAGGUCAUGUCCUAGUACUGACCUCAAUAUAUAGUCAGGAUGAGUUUGAGAGAAAUGUCAUCUGCUUAGCUACCAAUUACAUCAACCCUUUCAAGAUCUGCCAAAAAACAAUCAUUUCUUCUCUACUCAGGUGCCUGAAGAAGCCCUUGGUGACACUUUGCAUCAUUAACUGUGAACUCUCACAGUCAGACUUGGAUUACCUGCCUUAUUGCAUGAAUAUUUCUGAGCUCAAACAUCUUCAACUUCGUGAUAUACAUUUAUGUGAUUUAUUCCUUGAGCCUCUUGGGUUUCUCCUUGAGAGAGUUAGAGAUACCCUGCAAACCCUGGAAUUGGAGUCAUGUUUUAUAGAGGACUCUCAGUUGAAUGCCCUGCUGCCUGCCCUAAGUCAAUGUUCUCACCUCACUGAUGUCAAUUUCUAUGAUAAUAAUGUCUCUCUGUCUUUCCUGAAACAACUUCUACACCACACAGCCAACCUGAGUCAGCUGACCCAGGAAGAAUACCCUGCCCCUCAGGAGUGCUAUGAUGACAGUGGUGUAAUACUAACAUACCAAUUAGAAAAUUUUUGUCCUGAGCUCCUGGAUAUACUCAGGGCCAAAAGACAGCCCAAUAGGGUUGUCUUUGAAACAACCCACUGCUCUAAAUGUGGUGGGUCCUACGUUUAUGAUCUGGAAAACAAAUGUUGCAUUUUUGUAGAAGUAUUAUAA
Molecule: messenger RNA, 1155 nt
Organism: Mastomys coucha (southern multimammate mouse)
Lineage: Eukaryota; Metazoa; Chordata; Mammalia; Rodentia; Muridae
Product: oogenesin-1-like
Exons: 3
Coding region: 1-1155 (384 amino acids)
Cellular component (GO): cytoplasm
Source: RefSeq, a predicted model, not a curated record